This is a messenger RNA of Asparagus officinalis (garden asparagus), 591 nucleotides long. RefSeq lists its product as uncharacterized. The transcript has 4 exons. NCBI's taxonomy places the organism in Eukaryota, Viridiplantae, Streptophyta, Magnoliopsida, Asparagales, Asparagaceae. The coding region runs from base 1 to 591 and encodes 196 amino acids. The record is from RefSeq and is a predicted model, not a curated record.
AUGGUUUUUUACACGGAUGUAGACCACUCUUAUUUUUGGAUGGAAAAUAACGUUAACUGGAAGUGGUUCUUACAAGGUUUGUGGUCUAUUCUCUAUGAAAGGCCAGAUCCAUACAACCCUCCACACAAGCUAGUGAUAAUUUCAGAUGCGGAUAAGGGGAUCAGAGAAGCAGUUAGAGAAUUUUUUCCAGAUUCUAUACACUCUCGAUGUGUGUUGCAUCUAGUUGAGAACUUCAGGACAAAGUUGAAGGAUUUGGGAUUCAAAUCAAAAGAUACUCAGAUCUUGGGUAAUCUAUUGCAAUCUGCCUGUUACAAAUAUACUAGAGCAGAAUGGAACGAUUACAUGGACGACAUUAGACUGGUUGACGAAAGAGCUUACAAUAUUGUGAUGAACUACGCUCCAGAAAACUGGGCCAAUGCGUUUUUUCCUGGAGUUAGAUAUGGUCACGUUACAUCAAAUGUUGCAGAGUCAUUCAACAAAUGGAUACAUAAGGGUAGGCUACUACGGAUACUUCAACUGGUAGAGCACAUACGUAAACAAAUUAUGGUUCGCAUGAAUGAGCGACGAGUCAUGGCUGAAAGCUGGAAUUAA